GCCGUCUCUCGUGCCCCUCACGCGGAUCGCGUCCCCAUCCGACGCCUCCAGCUCCUCUCCCGCCUCUAUAUUACUCCCCUUCUCCACCCGUCCAUCUCCAUCCAACUCACACACAGGCUCACCCCACCAACAGCAAGCGAAAAUCUCCCGAUCCCCUCUAGUCUCCGCGGCGAAGAUGUCGGGGCGCGGCAAGGGCGGGAAGGGCCUGGGCAAGGGCGGAGCGAAGCGCCACCGGAAGGUGCUCCGCGACAACAUCCAGGGGAUCACGAAGCCGGCGAUCCGGCGGCUGGCGCGCAGGGGCGGCGUGAAGCGCAUCUCCGGGCUCAUCUACGAGGAGACCCGCGGCGUCCUCAAGAUCUUCCUGGAGAACGUGAUCCGCGACGCCGUCACCUACACCGAGCACGCGCGCCGCAAGACCGUCACAGCCAUGGACGUCGUCUACGCGCUCAAGCGCCAGGGCCGCACCCUCUACGGCUUCGGCGGCUAGGCUAUGCCGGUCGCGCUCGCGCCUCGCUGUCGUCGCUGCGGUUCUUGUUUCUGCAAUUCGCAAGGUGUGGCUUGACGGGGAAAAUGCUGGUUAAUGUAGCACUAGAUCAAGCAUGUUGUGCGUGUCUGAAGAAAUGCCAAUUGUGACUUGCUGUUUGUUCAAACAUGUUCCGUUUCUUCACAUAUCAACACCCGUCGUCCCUGCGUGUGUUACAAAUGUAGUUAACUUAGUCAUGAUGUGUCUUGCGCGCAUUCCAUCUCUGUCCAAUAUGCUUAAUGUAUUUCUGUACUAGGUAAUCCAUUACCUCUGUUUCAUUUUAUUUCAAUGACGAACUAGCUUAUUGGA
Messenger RNA from Zea mays, 832 nucleotides. RefSeq names its product histone H4. NCBI's taxonomy places the organism in Eukaryota, Viridiplantae, Streptophyta, Magnoliopsida, Poales, Poaceae. Bases 176 to 487 code for a protein of 103 amino acids. Gene Ontology annotation, molecular function: protein heterodimerization activity; structural constituent of chromatin; DNA binding. Gene Ontology annotation, cellular component: nucleosome. The transcript has a single exon. The record is from RefSeq and is a predicted model, not a curated record.